UAAGCAGCUGAGAGAGUGUGAGAGCACUGCACGGCAAAAGUGUGCCAACGGCGAAAACAAAAAAAAACACACAAAAAAGAAAUCAAAGUCAAUAAGAACCAGGCUCCAAAAAAGAAUACGCACGAAAAUUCUGCCCUGCGACGCCGGUUGUAACGGUGACAGCAGGUAGACGGCAGGCAAAGCUGGCAGAGCAACAGCAACAGCGACUGAGACUGAGACAGCGACUGCGACGCCUACGCAGAAGCUUUCUCAACGAAAGUGAUUCAUUUCUUGCGAGUGGCUGCCGCUCUUCUUCGCUGUUGUUAUAUUAGCUGUAAAUAUUGUAACACCCUGGUGGAGGGUAUUCUCAUUUUUGGAACAUCUUUGCAACGAAGCGGAGAGGUGCGAGUUGAGACAUAUAUUCAGUUGUUUCUAGAAAUUUCUUAAUGACAUUUUUCUAUACCGCAAUAGAAAACAUUCAUUAAACACUGUAGUUGAUGCUCUGUCCUUCUUAUUAAUUGUAAUUGCAGGGUAUCUUACGCUUCGAUCCCUGCAAGCCAGCACUGCUUUGCGCUCUUGCUCAUUCUGUUGUUAUGCAUUUCUCUUUGGUGCUGUUUAACUAACUGUUUAGCAGCUUAUUGCUAUGUCCAUCACCCCCAUCUCCACCUCCAGUCGCACUCGAAUUCGCAUUUAGUAGCCGCUUGCUGGCAGCGCCUGCUGCUGCCGUUGCGCUAUGCCUGCUUGUCGAUUGUUGUACCUUGAACUUGAUCAGCAGAGGCGGCAUUAGGAGCAGCAGAGGCCGCGGCGGCAGCGCACAUUCAACUCUCAGCGCAGCGGCAGCGGCAGAGGCAGAGGGCCAACCAGUUUACAACAGCAACGGCCCACAGUCAACAGCAACAUGUUUGUAAUUGCCUAGCAUCAACUAACAGAGCAACGGUCCACAGCAACGACAACAGCAUCCACCUCGAAUGUUUUGCUGAAAGCAAAGAUUAUGCAAAAAAUCGGCGACAGGAAAUGUUGUGUCCGAAAGCUGGGAGACAGAUGCAUCCAACAUUCCUACGUGCAUGCAAGUGAGAGGCGAAGGAGUCUCCAUCUCUCUCUCUCUAUUUGGGUUUUAUGUGUGCAACAAAAUGGUUGCAUGCCACUCGCCGCUGUGUGAAAGAAAUUUUCCGUUUUUCGACUUUUUUGUUGCUCCCAAGCAAAGUUUUAUAAUAGAGAUGGAGAUUUCACUUUUAUGCGGGAGACAAGACCCCCUCUAGCCCUGAACCGUCUUCACACCCAAGCAGACACACGUGCAAUGAACAAUUGGAAAAGAAAAGUCAAAGCAAAAUGCAUAGGUGACCGGCCGAAAGAUACCCUAACCAAAGUAGAAAUAAUAGCGUAAAGAACUACAGGGCAGAUAGCAGAAUGCCCAAAAGUGGGAUAUAAAACGGGAUAUAUAUGGGAAAAUUAAAUCUAUUUGCCCUGAAUAUCUCUCGUGUGUCAUCUGAAGGGUGUACAAAAUGUGCUAAUCAGUGACCAUCGGGCCUACAAAUGAGCUUACAGAUCUAACGAUCACGAUUAUCUGGGCCUGUAAUACUUAGAGUCCGACUCGGAGGCCACAAAUGCAUAACAAAUGCCAGUUACGAAAUGUUUGAAUCGAUGCGAGAUCGUGAUUGAAAUAUGGAAGCAUGAAAAGUCGGCUCCUGAUCGCCGAUCCCCGACGAUCGCCUAACCCGAUUACAUACUAAGUGGCGAGGCGAGACUUUUCAUGUCAUGUCCACUGCAAUCCACUAACCCCUCACUCAACAAACUCUUUUCAAUUGGCAUUACAGACACGUAGAACGGAUCGUGGAUCGCUUGGAAUUGGAAGACAGCCAGAGGAACGAGCGAGUGACGACCCAUAUAGGCAGAUCGCAUCCCCAGAGACAUGAGCUCGGCAAUUGUGGGCGCCGCGUCGGCGAUUGGCGGAGCGGUGACGGCGGCCACCAGCAACAGCUGGUUCAUCCCCAUGCUGAUGGCGGCCGUGGCCUAUUUUCAGUAUGAGGAGAUCAUGGAUCCCGAGUCGAAGCCCAGCGAUGUCAGCGGCGAUGAGAUACUCGAUCAUUAUGACUUUAUAGUGAUAGGAGCCGGAUCGGCCGGUGCCGUGGUGGCCAAUCGUCUCACGGAAGUGGAGAACUGGAAUGUGCUGCUCCUGGAGGCGGGCGGCGACGAGACGGAGCUGACGGAUGUGCCCCUGAUGGCUGGCUAUCUGCAGCUAUCGAAGAUCGACUGGCAGUACAAAACGGAGCCAUCGGGCACUUCCUGUUUGGCAAUGCAGGGCGGACGCUGCAACUGGCCAAGGGGCAAGGUGCUCGGCGGCAGCUCCGUGCUGAACUACAUGCUGUAUCUGCGGGGAUCGAAGCACGACUACGACAACUGGGAGGCAAUGGGCAAUCCCAGCUGGUCCUAUCGCGAUGCCCUGUAUUACUUUAAGAAGUCGGAGGACAACACCAAUCAGUAUCUGGCCAAUACCCCGUACCAUGCCACGGGCGGGUAUCUGACGGUGGGCGAGGCGCCGUACCACACGCCGCUGGCGGCCAGCUUUGUGGAGGCCGGCGUGGAGAUGGGCUACGAGAAUCGCGAUCUGAAUGGUGAGAAGAUGACCGGCUUCAUGAUUGCCCAGGGAACGACGCGACGCGGCUCACGCUGCUCCACCUCGAAGGCGUUUCUGCGUCCCGCCCGGCUGCGACCCAAUCUCCACAUCUCAAUGAACUCGCAUGUGACCCGCAUCAUGAUCGAUCCGGUGAGCAAGCUGGCAUUCGGCGUGGAGUUCGUCAAGGAUCAGAAGCUCUACCAUGUGCGGGCCACCAAGGAGGUGGUCCUCUCCGGCGGCUCCGUCAACAGUCCCCAGCUGCUGAUGCUGAGCGGUGUGGGCCCGCGCAAGGAGUUGGCCAAGCACCGCAUUCCGCUCAUCAAGGAGCUGAGUGUGGGCGAGAACCUGCAGGAUCACAUCGGACUCGGUGGCCUCACCUUCCUCGUCAAUCAGCCAGUGUCCAUUGUCGAGAAUCGAUUCCACACCAUGUCCACGGUGCUGCAGUACGCCGUCUUCGGCCAGGGACCCCUCACCAUUCUGGGCGGCGUCGAGGGUCUGGCGUACGUGAACACAAAAUACGCAAACAGCACCCUCGACUGGCCGGACAUUGAGUUCCACUUUGUCUCUGGGUCGACGAACUCCGACGGCGGAUCGCAGCUGCGCAAGGCCCACGGCCUGACGGAGGCCUUCUACCGGUCCGUGUUUGAGCCAAUUAACAAUCGGGAUGCCUGGAGCAUCAUUCCCAUGCUACUGCGACCCCGGAGCGUGGGCAACAUCCGGCUGCGCAGCGGCAAUCCCUUCGACUAUCCGUACAUCUUUCCCAACUAUCUGACGGACGAGUUCGACAUGAAGACGCUCAUCGAGGGCGUCAAGAUCGCCGUGGCCCUGUCCCGCACCAAGGCCAUGCAACGUUUCGGCUCCCGGCUCUCGAGCAUUCGCUGGCCAGGAUGCGAGCAGGUGCCGCUCUUCACCGACGCCUUCUGGGAGUGCAUGGUGCGGCGCUACACCUCCACCAUCUACCAUCCCGUGGGCACCUGCAAGAUGGGCCCCUACUGGGACAAGGAUGCGGUGGUCGAUGCCAAGCUGCGGGUCUACGGCAUCCGCGGACUGCGCGUCAUCGAUGCCAGCAUCAUGCCCAAGCUGGUCUCUGCCAACACGAACGCGCCCGUCAUCAUGAUUGCCGAGAAGGGCAGCGACAUGAUCAAGGAGUUUUGGAUCAAGAACACUAUCGUCUAACUCGUAUUACUCUCCGCCCAGCCCAGUGUGUGUCUCAGUGUUUGCAUGAGUGUGCCCGAGUGUGUGAGUGUCUGAAUCAGUGUCUCUGAGUGCCGAGUGAAUGUUUUAGUUGUUUAGCUUUUUAGCCUGAUUGUUGUCUACUCCCUAUCCAAAAUUAUAUUUAUUGACAUCUGCUCUCUCUCCUUUUUUUUUUGUACUUUA
This is a messenger RNA of Drosophila guanche, 3970 nucleotides long. Its product is annotated as glucose dehydrogenase [FAD, quinone]. The record is from RefSeq and is a predicted model, not a curated record. Gene Ontology annotation, molecular function: flavin adenine dinucleotide binding; oxidoreductase activity, acting on CH-OH group of donors. NCBI's taxonomy places the organism in Eukaryota, Metazoa, Arthropoda, Insecta, Diptera, Drosophilidae. The coding region runs from base 1889 to 3769 and encodes 626 amino acids. The transcript has 2 exons.